ACACAUCAGGUUCUCUCCGUUCUUACAAGCGAAAUGCUGCACCCGAGGGAGGAGUAACGGGUAGGGUGGGUUUUCUUUUUUUUACCCGAGUACCGCGUGUUGUGGAUCAGAGCAUCGCAUGCUCGUUUUCUGUCUCUAUCUAGGUCCCUCACAUCGGCACUCCAUCCUGAAGCACACAGAAGAGAGCGAGUGAUGCUGGAGAUGCAUUCCUGAUUCUGAGCCUUUUUAGAGUCGCACUUUGCACAAAAUAAAAAACCUCCAACAUUUGGACACACACUCACACGCUUACUGUAGCCAUGACAACCUCGGCCCUGCGACGGCAGGUGAAGAACAUUGUACACAACUACUCGGAGGCUGAAGUGAAAGUACGCGAGGCGACCUCCAAUGACCCCUGGGGUCCGUCCAGCUCUCUUAUGUCGGAGAUUGCCGAGCUGACGUUUAGCGUAGCUGCGUUCAGUGAGGUCAUGGCCAUGGUGUGGAAACGCCUCAACGAUCACGGCAAGAACUGGAGGCAUGUCUACAAGGCCCUAACCCUGCUUGAUUACUUGGCUAAGACGGGUUCAGAGCGUGUAGCGCAGCAAUGCCGUGAAAACGCCUUCACCAUCCAGACGCUGCGCGACUUUCAGUACGUGGACCGGGACGGGCGUGAUCAGGGCGUGAAUGUGCGUGAAAAGGCCAAGCAGCUGGUGGCAUUGCUCAGGGAUGAGGACAGGCUCAGACAAGAGAGGGCACUGGCACUGAAGACCAAAGAACGGUUAGCAAGCGCAGGUGGCGGUGGAGGGUCAGGUACGGUGCCUCCUUCGUACCUGAGUAGGAGGAGCAGCCAGCCGAGCAUGGCAGCACUGUAUGGAGAGGAGUUCAGUCGCUCCAGAGGAUCUCCAUCUUCCUUUACCUCAUCUCCUUCGUCUCCAAGAGCCUCUGAUCUGGAACACUCUCGACCUCAAACCAGCGGAGAGGAAGAGCUGCAGUUACAACUGGCACUUGCAAUGAGUCGAGAGGAACACCGCAAAGGUCAUGACGAUGAACCCCAAGUUGAAAAAGUUGUAGACAAGAGCAGGAAAGACAGUCAAUGCAGACCUGGAGAGUCAGCCAUGAUUGAUUUGGUGGACAUAUUUGGAAAAUCUGGACAAACUGAAGCACCACCCAGUGAUGAUCUCUGGGAUGCCCAGCCUUCCUGCCCUUUAACCUCAGAUCCCUGGGAUACUGUUGCUGUGGUUAACACCAGUACCCCUGUAGUUGGUAGUCCCUGGAAACCCCACCCCUCGUCUGGUAGCCCAGAUCAACACUGGGUUACGAACCAAUCUCCACCAGACCCAUGGGGAGCCCUGCCCACUAAGUCCACAUCUAAGUCUACAGAACAACCCUGGAGAAGUCCAAUUCGACCAGCCUCAGCAGGAGUCGACCCAUUUUCCAUUCCUGAGGAAGAGGAACCUGGAGACACACGACCUAACAGUGUGUUCAGCCCUCGCUGUGAGAGUCCAACAGAUAUAGAUCCAUUUUCUGACUUGGUGGUGGGUGGGCAGGUAAAUGGAAGAGUUGAAGCAAGUUCGGUGACUUUUGACCGCUCUCAUCUUGGCCCUCCACUGGAUUCAGUGACUCCUAGAAAGUGCUGCACACCAGAGGCAUUUCUUGGCCCUACUGCUGCAUCACUCAUCAACCUAGACACACUUAUUCCCUCAAAACAACACUCACAAACACAUCCACUCAACCCUUCCAAUAUACCAGCCAAGAGCAAAAACCCCUUCCUCUCAGGUCUGAGUGCUCCAUCGCCCACUAACCCUUUCCACUGUGACCAACGCAGACUGACUCUGAAUCAGAUGCGUCCGAACUCCACUUCCCCACUGCCUGCUCAUGCUUUGCCUGGUGCUCUUCCCUACAGUGCCUCUCUUCCUUUGCCCUCAUCCCAAAACGCACCUCAGCCUCCAGACCUGCCCCCUAACCUUCCACAGCCAUUGUUGCCCCUCUCCUCUAUGCCCCGCCUCCAAACGGCCCCCCAGCUUCAGAGCCACAGCAACAAUCCAUUUCUCUGAAGGCCAAAAAUUACUUGAAAGUGAUCAGGCUGUUAUGAAGGCUGUUAAUUACACGCUCAGUUAGAGCUAAAGUGAAACAUGCUGAAAUAUGUACUAAAAUUAAAUUCAAUGUGAACAGACAAAUCUGGAUUUAGCAUAUUAAAAAAAACACAAUUUGAAUGUAAUAAAAUCACACAUUAGGCAUUAGAAUAAAAUUGAUCCCUGAAUUAAAUGAUAUAUAAUUCAGUAUUUACAGAAAUGAUUUAAGGUACCUGAAAUAACUGAUUAAGAUACCAUACUCUUUUAAUGACGUGCUAACAGAUACUCCAUCAUCUACAGUCUCGAGCAUGCUGCUUACGAGAUGGAGUUCAGCUGUCACAUGCUGCUUAUGAGAUGGGGUUUUGCUGUCAAUCAGCAUGGCUCUGCCCCUUGCACAACCAAAAGGACCUGUCAAUCACAAGGACACAAUGGUCUCAGGCCCGAAGAGUGCAGAACUAGGCUAUGACAGGGGGGUAAGGAACAUUUCAGGAAACCUGACAUGAACUAAUUUUGUGUUUCUCUUCUCGCCAACUUGUUUUCUAUUGCCUUCUGUCUAUGGAUACUUGUCUAUUCAGGGUCCAGCAUCGAUUGUAACCCUUGGCUUUUCCUCACAGAACCAUGUGCCUGACUCUAUGGCUUGUCCACAAUGCACUGUGGGUGGGGGGUUGAGAGGGGUUUCAUCUCCACACAACUUGGACCUCAGGAGCCCUGCUAACCAAAACCUGCACAACCAAGUAACUGCUCACAAGUAAACGUCUCUAUAUGUGGAGAGAUUUAACUAAAAGAAAAGCAAUGGGUAAAAACGAAGGAUAAACGAAGACAGUCUGGUUAUAUAUUGUAAUGCUGAACUACUCUAUGCUGUUCUUCUGUUGAACAAUAUAUUGAUUUAUUUAUAAAUUCAAGCUUUAUUGGCUACUGCUGAAUGAGUUUAGUGCAUCCUGUAAGGCAAAUACUUUGAGGUUAAUAUUUAAUGAAGACACACAUGAUAUACAGUAUAUCAGUAAGCGACAAUAAAUGAAUGUCAUUUGCAUUUAAAUGUGUUACACAUGAUUUAUUAGAGCAAUGAUUGAAUUUUUUUAAGAAUUAUUAUAUUAAUGUGUUCAUUC
Messenger RNA from Tachysurus vachellii, 3154 nucleotides. It is a transcript of the gene epn3b, whose product is annotated as epsin 3b. Gene Ontology annotation, molecular function: phospholipid binding; clathrin binding. The transcript is spliced from 10 exons. Gene Ontology annotation, cellular component: plasma membrane; endosome; clathrin vesicle coat. The record is from RefSeq and is a predicted model, not a curated record. NCBI's taxonomy places the organism in Eukaryota, Metazoa, Chordata, Actinopteri, Siluriformes, Bagridae. Bases 297 to 2030 code for a protein of 577 amino acids. Gene Ontology annotation, biological process: endocytosis.